Molecule: messenger RNA, 2474 nt
Organism: Gossypium raimondii (Peruvian cotton)
Lineage: Eukaryota; Viridiplantae; Streptophyta; Magnoliopsida; Malvales; Malvaceae
Product: scarecrow-like protein 30
Exons: 1
Coding region: 372-2291 (639 amino acids)
Biological process (GO): regulation of DNA-templated transcription
Cellular component (GO): nucleus
Molecular function (GO): DNA-binding transcription factor activity; sequence-specific DNA binding
Source: RefSeq, a predicted model, not a curated record
AGGCUCGAACCUCAAAUCUCAAAAAUCGGUUUUAAUUAAAAAAGUUUACUUCUAGACUCCGGGUCCAGUUAAAAAUCUGUUAAUAAAAGGGCGAGUUGUAGUGGCGGCUGCUCUGUCAUUAACUGUAGUUUCUGGGAAGUUUCAAUUAGGACAGCGCAACACUUGAAUAAGCUUGACCUUUAUAAAGUGAAGGGCAGAUUCUUCUAACUAUGGAACAAUCCAGGUUUUCUGCUUACCUCCUUUGACUACUCUUCUUCACCACUUUCUGGGUUUCCUUUCUUCUUUGUUUCAUAUAUCAUUUCUGGGUGUCCUUCAAUUCCUUCAUUUUUAUCACUCUUUCAAUAAUCCCUUUCUCAGCCAAUUAAGUUUCCAUGGAUACUACCCUUUUCCAAGAUUUUCCCAGUUCCAUGUAUGGGUUCAAACUCGAUCAUGGAGCAGUACCAGUAUAUUCAAUUCACGACUUCGUCAGUAAUAAUAAUGGGUUUAUUAAAGAUAGUCCUCCACAGGUUGUUCCGAGUCCAGACUCACCUGUUGAGUCAGGGACAACGACGAAUUCAGAGGCACAUCCCCUUGAUAGCAUCCCUUUUGCCAAUGAGAUGCUCAAGUACAUAAAUGAGAUGUUAAUGGAAGAAGACAUGGAAGAAAAGACCUGUAUGUUGCAGGAUUGCUUAGCUCUCCAAGCCGCUGAAAAAUCGUUCUAUGAAGUCCUUGGCCAUGAAUAUCCACUUUCAACGGAUCCCAUCCCUGCAUAUACAGAUCAAAAUGGUGGUAGUCCAGGUGAUUUCAACUCCUCUUUGAUCCAAACAUCUCUUGUUGAUACUCUUGAAAGGACCUCUUUGUUCCCAGAUUUACAAAGAGGGAUCCCCCCAUCAAUAGAGCCUUCUGGCAGCAGCUUAUUAGGGUCAAAGGGAAGGAAAAAUUAUGAACGAGGAGAUGUUGAUGACUUGGAACAAGGUAGGAGCAACAAGCAAUUUGCUGUUUCUCUUGAAGAUUCAGAGCAAACAGAUAUGUUUGAUGAUGUACUGCUUUGCAAAGGUGAAAACGAGGAUGAUCCAAGGUGUUCUCUUAAUAAGAGUUCGCAACAUGUUUGGCCGCAGAAAGGGACAUCCAAAGGUGGAACAGCACGCAGGAAGAACGGCAAGAAAAGUGAGGUGGUCGAUCUGUGGAGUCUCCUCACUCAAUGUGCACAAGCUGUCGCCAUUAAUGACCAAAGGACCGCAAAUGAGCUGUUGAAACAAAUAAGUCAAAACUCUUCUACAACUGGAGACGGAACCCAAAGAUUUGCUAAUUACUUUGCAGAUGCACUUACGACACGUUUGGCUGGGAUGGGGGCACCAUCGUAUUCACCAUUGGUAAGCAAUAGGACAUCAGCUGCUGAUAUCUUAAAAGCUUACAGAGUUCUUGUUUUAGCUUGCCCUUUUAAGAAAAUGAUGCAUUUCUAUGCGAAUAAGAAGAUAAUGAAGGUUGCAGAAAAGGCAACCACACUCCACAUCGUUGAUUUUGGCAUUUGUUAUGGUUUUCAAUGGCCUUGCCUCAUACAGCGUCUCUCAGCAAGAGCUGGUGGACCUCCCAAGCUUCGUAUUACCGGCAUCGAGUUCCCACAACCGGGAUUCCGACCAGCUGAAAGGGUUGAAGAGACCGGACGUCGCUUGAAAAGAUAUUGUGAGAGAUUCAAAGUCCCAUUUGAGUACAACGUGAUAGCAAAGAAAUGGGAAACCAUCCAACUGGAAGAACUAAAGAUCAAGAAAGAUGAAGUUGUCAUCGUGAACUGCAUGUAUCGGCUAAAGAACCUCCCCGAUGACACACUGUCAUCAACCAGUGCGAGGGACAUUGUUCUGAAACUGAUCAGAAGCAUCAACCCAGAGUUUUUCAUCCAUGGGAUUUCAAAUGGGACUUAUAAUGCUCCCUUCUUUGUCACAAGGUUCCGGGAGGCACUCUUCCAUUUCUCAGCUAUUUUUGAUAUAUUUGAGGCAAAUGUGCCUCGGGAUGAUCCACAAAGGAUGAUGUUUGAGAGGGAAAUACUUGGGAGGGACAUAAUGAAUGUUGUUGCAUGUGAGGGAAUCGAGAGGGUUGAAAGGCCAGAGACAUACAAGCAAUGGCAGGCUAGGACACUGAGGGCAGGGUUCAAGCAGAUUCCAUUGGAUCAGGAGCUUGUGAAGAAAGUGACAAAUAUGGUCCAAUCCAAUUAUCAUAGGGAUUUUAUCAUAGAUGUGGAUGGCCGCUGGAUGCUGCAGGGAUGGAAGGGGAGAGUUAUUUUUGCCCUUUCAUGUUGGAAACCUAUGAAGAAUUAAAGGUCAUGAGGAACUAUAGGGAGCAAAUUGCAGAUUAGUGUAGAUUAUUCAGUAGACUGAGACUCACUAUCCUAUUUGAUGUAAAUAUAGAGUCCUAGAAGUAAAGAUUUCAUGUGUGUUGAUUGUUGAAGCUCAUCAUUACCAAUAUACUACUUCGAAUGAAUUCAAUUGCAUUCAGAAUAA